GGAUAUGAGGUCAAGCCGCAAACACCCUCCUACAAGCCAUAUGCCCUGUCCUCUCAUGGGCAAAAGCAGCAGCGUGCUUUUGACUUUUUGGUUGAAGUCUCGAUAAACCCCCAUUCUCCGCUCACCCCUGAUGAGUGGAGUGCUCUCACUACUGGUGCUGCCAUCAUUCCAGCAGACUGCCGCCCACGUGACUUCCAGAUUCAAUGCAGCAACAUCAUAAUCAGAUGCUCAAAGGAUGUCUGUGUCAUUGCACUGACUGGCCAGAGCACGUCUUUGCUCUGUGUUCUCCCACUGCUUGUUCAGAAAUUAGGUGUUUCUCUUGUCAUCACGCCUUAUACGAGCUUAGGUUUGGAGGGCCAAGAUAGGCACUGUGCUCUCGGAAUCCGCUCAGUCUUCAUCAACAUGAACCAGAAGGAUGCUACCACACUGGCUGAUGGUGCACAUGGACUUUAUAUAAUUGUGUUCACAUGUGUGGAGAUGAUGGAGAGUCCUAUGAUGGCGAAGAUUUUACAUGCGGAUUCAUUUAAGGCUGUUUUGUCUGCCAUAUACAUUGACGAGUCUCAUCUUGUCCAUGAGUCU
Messenger RNA from Suillus bovinus, 579 nucleotides. RefSeq lists its product as uncharacterized. The annotation marks the transcript as partial. The record is from RefSeq and is a predicted model, not a curated record. NCBI's taxonomy places the organism in Eukaryota, Fungi, Basidiomycota, Agaricomycetes, Boletales, Suillaceae. The transcript has 2 exons.